Messenger RNA from Ostertagia ostertagi, 918 nucleotides. NCBI's taxonomy places the organism in Eukaryota, Metazoa, Nematoda, Chromadorea, Rhabditida, Trichostrongylidae. The record is from the annotation of a GenBank genome assembly.
AACCAUCUGAAUGUUCCACCACCGCAGCAGAUCAGUUCCGGCGCUGCAUACUACCAAGGGUACAAGAGCGCUGUUGAUCUCUUCAAGUCGUCGCUUGACACUACUGUAAAUCCCUGCGACGACUUUUACAAAUACACAUGUGGCAAUGCUGGACUGGAAAUGAGUUUCGACACCUCAGAUGAUGAAAAUAUCAAUAAUAUGGUAACACAGCUGACGAACCUCACCUAUGUGAACGCCGGGCCAGAUCCAGUAAAGCAAGUAGCGUAUUACUUCAAACAAUGUGUUGCGGCCAGAAUGGAUUGGAACAACGUGGUGAAGGACGGAAAGAUGGUGAAAGACGCCAUAGAUCAAAUGGCGGAAGGGGAGUAUCCGUAUCAGAACGUGACGCAGUUUCCAUUUUAUAUGUUCAAUCAGACGGCGACUGUGAAAGGCUAUCCUGACUUCAUUGGACUGGGAUAUCUGCUAGGUUAUCCAGCGGGAACGAAUGGAGCACCGAAUUUGGUUACACCCCUAGUGGAUUCCAACUGGAAAGAUCCUCAUGGAGUAGAUGGCUAUGCGUAUUACAUCGAUCAACCGACGACGCUACUACCAUACACAUACCACGUCAAGGCGUGGAGCACUUACCAGAACGAGUUACUGCAUGGCAUAAUUGACACAAUGAAUGCGUUCGCCGCAACACAAGGAGUUACUCUCGACCAGAGGCAACUACAGAAUGAUGCUGCUCAAAUCUCUUCCGAUUUCAGUACCGAUGACACUACUCGUAGACAGUUUGAUCGCAGCUACAAUCCAAUGACCGCUCGUCAGCUGAUGAGCACUUAUCCCCAAAUUAGCUGGCACACGUUUCUAGGAGAAGCCGUUGGACCCGCCCUACACAUCAUGCAGCGAACAUCAGUGAUCCGACAUACAAGUAUAUUGUAA